AGAGAGAGAGCGCCAAGAGCGGCCAAGUAGGUAUACUUUUUAUACUUCAAAUCAGAUUUUUGUAGAUUGGACCGUUUAUGUCAUGUUGAUUACAUUUAUCUGAAACCGAAAAAGUCCCGAUUUUUAAAUUAGGCACUCCAAAAUAUUAAUUUAUUAUUUUAAAGCUUUUGACCAUAAAAUCUUCUGAUAAGAUUCAACAAUUUCUUAAACAAAUGAAAUAGAAAAUAGAUUUUCUAAUAAGAAAGACAACUUAAGACAGUGUCAUAACAACGUCCUUUUUUGACCCUUAUUUAAAUAAGAAAAUUCCGCUAUGUUAGCAAGAAAACCUUUGUUUUUAUCACGAUUAAUUCAUAAAAAGAGAUGUUCUCGAUGUUAUACGGCACAAACAAGCGUUGGUGAGGUCGAAAUACCGUUUUCUAAAGGGACAUCUUUGAAUAUAAAAACUGGCCAGUAUGCAAGGUUUGCAGACGGUGCCUGUGUGGCUACACUGGGGAACACCGCUAUACUAUCUACAGUGGUAUCCAAAGCCAAACAAAGUUCUUCAACAUUUCUGCCGCUCGUAGUGGACUAUAGACAGAAAGCUGCAGCUGGACGAAUACCAACCAAUUUUCUUAGAAGAGAAUUAGGUCCAACGGAACGUGAAAUCCUAACAUCUCGGCUCAUCGAUCGCUCCUUGCGACCACUAUUCCCACAGAAUUAUUUCUUUGAUACUCAAAUAGUAUGUAACAUGCUUGCGGUUGAUUCUAUGAACCCACCGGAGACUGUUGCCAUAAACGCUGCCAGUGCAGCUUUAGCACUGUCUGAUGUGCCUUGGAAUGGACCGAUUGGAGCUGUAAGAAUAGGACAAAUAGAUAAUGAAGUAAUAAUCAAUCCAACUCGCAAGGAUCUGCAGAAGUCUAUAUUAAACCUGGUGGUGGCUGCUACCAACAGGAACUUGGUUGUGAUGAUGGAGGGCAGCGCCCAGGAUAUACUGCAGCAGGACUUGCUGAAAGCCAUCAAAUUAGGUACAAAAGAAGCCCAGCUUAUAGUCCGAGGCAUAGAGAAACUGCAGAAGAGUCAUGGUAAAAUGAAGCGGGCGUAUGAGACACCGGCGCCUUUGCGCCAAGAAAUAAUGGACGCGGUCAGCACACUGUCUUCUAUGAAGAUCAGGGAGAUACUCAGCGACUACUCCCACGACAAAAUAUCGCGAGACAACGCGAUAUCAGAACUCAGACAAACAGUUUUAAACCAACUUCGUGAGACGGAGGCCGACGUCACACAGUUGCAAGACUGUUUCAACGACAACCUUAAGAAGAUAUUCCGGGACAUGAUAUUCGAGACCGAUGUACGGUGUGAUGGGCGGCAUUUGGAUGAGCUCAGGAAGAUUAGUUGUCAGGUAUCUCUAUAUGAGCCCCUGCACGGUAGCGCAGUGUUCCAACGCGGGCAGACACAGGUUCUAUGCACGGUCGCGUUCGACUCCCCAGAGAGCGCGCUCAAGAUGGAUACACUAACUAUGCUUACUAGUGGCAUAAAAGAAAAGAGUUUCUUCCUUCAUUACGAGUUUCCUUCAUACGCGACGGGUGAGGUGGGUCGGACUGGAGCCCCGGGGCGCCGCGAGGCAGGGCACGGAGCCCUGGCUGAGAGGGGCUUACUACCCGUCGUGCCGCAUCAGCCCUAUACUGUCAGGCUAACUGCUGAAGUACUCGAGUCCAAUGGCUCAAGUUCAAUGGCGUCAGUAUGUGGAGGUUCCCUCGCCCUGAUGGACGCUGGGGUAGCUCUGUCAGCUCCCGCGGCAGGAGUAGCGAUAGGUCUGGUCUCCCGACCUGAUGAACAAGGACAAAUCGAGGACUACAGGAUUCUUACUGAUUUGUUAGGUAUAGAAGACUACAUGGGCGACAUGGACUUCAAAGUGGCCGGUACUAAGAAAGGAAUGACUGCGUUACAAGCUGACGUCAAAGUCCCCGGACUACCGCUCAAGAUUGUCAUGGAGUCUAUACAGAAGGCGUGCGACGCUAAGAGCAAGAUCAUCGAUAUUAUGAAUCAGUGUAUUGAUAAACCAAGACAAGGGCACAAAGAUAACAUGCCGGUUAUCGAAGAGAUGGAGGUGGAAGUCCACAAGAGACCAAAGUUGCUCGGCAUGGGAGGAGCCAACUUGAAAAAACUAUAUCUUGAAACUGGUGUACAGGUAACACCAAUAGACGACAUAAAAUACAGUAUCUUCGCGCCAUCACAAGCGGCGAUGGACGAGGCACACAGUCGCAUACAAGGCUGGCUGACUUCAGAAAAAACUCCUGAACUGGAGUUUGGAGCUAUAUACAAGGCGAGGGUCGUGGAGGUGAAGGAUAUAGGAGUACUGGUCACUCUCUACUCCGGCAUGACGCCCGCCCUUGUACAUAAUACGCAACUUGAUCAUAGGAAGAUAAUGCACCCUUCAGUGCUGGGCUUAGAUGUGGGCUCUGAAAUACAAGUGAAAUACUUCGGACGCGACCCAGUCUCCGGUCAGGUGAGACUGUCCAAGAAGGUCCUUAGCUCCCCGCCACCAGGCGUUGUCAAAAAACUAGAUAAAGUCUAAAUAAAAACUGUGAUAUUUAUUAGGUCAUUAUUAUUGUUAAAAUUGUAUUUGUGUGUGAUGUAAUAUGAGGUUGAAUGCUGAGAUAAAAUGAUGACAGUUAUUAAGCUUAUGUUAAUUAAAAUGUACGGUUGCUAACAGGUCAACUUGGCCUUUCCUGACAAAUUUGUUUGUUACAUUUUUUUAAUAAUAAUAUUGAAUUGUAUUUCUCCACGGACUUAUCGUGCCGUUGUCAUAUUACAAGUACAUUGUUUUCAUGGUCAAAUAAUUGUUAUAAAGAUCUUACAUGCUACGCUAACCACUACUGUUUGUUACAUUUGCAACUUUGUGGUAUUGAUAUAAAUCGCGAUCGCGAAAUACCGCGGUGAGUGUGAGAAUUGCACAACUUGAUUCCCCUUAGUCCUUUCCAUCAUCGUACCACAAGACAAUCGGCGAAGCGUCACCGAUUGAUGAUAGAUGUCUCACCCACACGCACGAAGCGCUUCGCUUCAAGCUUCCUUGUGCGUACUGCUAAGGAGUAGAAUUCUUUGCCAAAGUCUGUGUUUCCUGAAGGGUAUAAUCUGGGAGUCUUCAAGGCCCGAGUCAGUUUGCUUAUGGGCAGACGUGCUCCAUCGUAGGCCGUAUCAUCGCUUGGCCAUACGUCGGCGUCGGCCCAUCAGAUAAAAAAGAAAUAUAUAUACAGUCAAAACCGUUUAUAACGACAUCGAAGGGACCGAUUAAUUAUGAUCGUUAUAACCAAUAGUCGCUAUAACCAAUAUCUUUAUGCUUUAUAAGACAAUAGACUGGACCUCAAAAUUUCGUCGUUGUACCCGAUUCGUCGUUAUAAACGAUGUCGUUGUAAGCGGUUUUGACUGUAUAUAUAAUCGUAAAUCAAUGAAUAAUAAUUACUUUUUGGCGUCAAUUGAUCUGCUGGCGACUUUACAUACCGCAAUAAAAAUCUUUGUUGACAUUAGUUUGUAUUUUCGUGAAUAAUUUUGUAUAAAAAGAAUGAAACUAUAAAAAUGUGCACUAAUCAGGUUCAAAAUAAGUUUUGUUUAUUAAAAAAAAAGAAAAAUGGUACUGUAACUUCAUGAAUUUGUAUUCAUGUAAUUAUGGUUGUUAAAUUGUGCCUACAUUGAUAAUUUCAUCGACUGUAUUAAAACGUAUCAAGAUUUUUUGACAAAAACAGUACAUAGUACAUGUUAUACAGUAUUCACAAUUACUUUCCUACAAAAUGUUUGGUUGUAAAUUGUAUGUCAGGUCACUUAUAUGCAUAAGUUAGUGUGAUUAUUAUGUUGACUGCCAAAAAUUGUACAUAAGUAGAAAUAAAUUCGUAAUUCCAAAUUAUAUUGUUUAUUAUUAUAUACUUUAUAAUCCAGUCCACCCCUCCCUUAAAGCACUUGUAACUGGUGCGCCCCUAAACCCCCCUAAACACUUAAGCGCCUCUAAACCACUGGUGUUGUUGGCAAAAAUCAACCAUCAAUGGCCGGUGUCGUUGAUUUCUUGAUUCAUCAAGUGAUCCGUUUGCUGCCCUAUAUAUGUGUGUAUGACACACAACAGAUACAAAAACCCUCACAUUUCAGUUUUCUAAAAUUUCAUCAAAAAUGUGAUUGUUACAAAAAUACGUCAUUUUUGUUCUCACAUCAGGAGCUAAUUUUUGUGAAACCAGUACACAUAAAUAAAACACAACUUGAUAAUUUCUUUAAUUGUAUAUUGAAAGAAAUAAUCUGUACAAUCUAUGAAAAUAUUGUAUCACAAAAGGACGUUUCAUCGAAGGCACUACACGAGCCGGGCCAGCGGUGCGCAUGCGCAAUACAAACGUACUUACAGGCUCACCAGCCCACACUUACACAACUACAACAAAGUGUCAAAAAAUAAAGGAAUAACAAUACUUCUUACACGAUAAACGAUUAAAUACGUAAAAAAUAUCGAUACAAAAACAUAAACGUAAUUAACAUGUCAAGUUUCACAUUUUCUCUUUAAUACUUGCAGUCUUUGAUUUCGUUGUGACUACCAGCAUUAAAUUAACAUUAAAUAAUUAUUACACAUCUUCAAACUAUUUACAAAUAUUCGAUGAAAAUAUAAAUAUUGUAAUUCGAUUAGGAAUGCUCUGCGCAGAGCGAGAAUUAUAAGAAAAUACCUAACACCGUGCAUUCGAUAAAGGUGGCAACAGGCCAUCGGUACGUGGGUUCAAGGGUCGCAGUUCACUACCGCGGUCACACAGGCAAGACGACAUAGAUUAUAAAGCGACAUACUGACAAAUAACUGCAUGGAAAUCAACCAUUCAAAUGGCAGGUAAAAAAAUAAUAUUUUUCAAUUUCUUUGCAAUUAUUUCUCUGUGUCCCUCUCUCUACAUCGGACUUAUCAAGAACACUAUUUAAACACAAACAAAAACAUUAAUAAACGUUCUAUUUGGCGACAACACUAAUUAUAUAUCUAGUCUAACAUCGCCUAAAUCUAAAUUACGUACAAAAUGUUAGUAUUAAAAAAAAUGGUUU
This is a messenger RNA of Spodoptera littoralis (African cotton leafworm), 5025 nucleotides long. Lineage: Eukaryota; Metazoa; Arthropoda; Insecta; Lepidoptera; Noctuidae. The record is from the annotation of a GenBank genome assembly.